Messenger RNA from Tetrahymena thermophila SB210, 966 nucleotides. RefSeq names its product transmembrane protein, putative. Lineage: Eukaryota; Ciliophora; Oligohymenophorea; Hymenostomatida; Tetrahymenidae. The record is from RefSeq and is a predicted model, not a curated record. The transcript is spliced from 2 exons.
AUGGUGGGGUAUUUAGCUUCUCUUCUUUUUUAGAAUCUAAGCUAAUUCUGUGGUUAGAUUAUUAACUAUCACUUUCACCAGAAUCUUCGUGUAUUACAUUAUUUGAAGGAGAUUUUAAAGAACUUUAGCUAUUUUACUAUCCUCUUGUUUAAGGUGUUUUUGGAGAUAAAUCUUUUAAACUUCCUUUCAAAGACAAUUUUUCAUCAGUAAUAAACACUCUAUGCCUAGGAGUCUGCUUGUAAAAUUCUUCAUCAUCAUCGUCAUCUUCUUCUUCAACAUCUUCAAUGCAAGAAAGUUCCGAAACAGAUGAAUUGGUUUCAGGCAUUAAUUCUUCAUAUUCUUCUUGAAUAUCUUCUGCUGCCUCUUUUAGUAAUUCAAUAUCUCUUAGUGUAGAGUAUUUUUCUUUCAAAAUUCUUUUAAAAUGAGUUCUUUAUUAUCCAGGAUUGUAAUUAUAUUUUUUAAAACAUUGUAAUUUAUUAGGUAUAAAUUAAACCAUAGGACAACUAGCUACUAAAUGCUCUGGACUACUACAACUAUAACAAUUAACUCCUAUAGUUCCAAAAUCACGACUGUACUAUACUUAAUCUUUAAUUAAGUGAAACAUCUCUUAAUCUCUUGGGAACAUUUUUAAUAAGUUUAAGAAAUCAUCUCUCUCAAUCUUAAGGAGAGUAGCAAAGUCUAUACUCCUUACACUAAGUGAUCUUUCUAGACCAGUAUAAAAGCUUAUUUCACCAAAGUACUAACCCUUGCUCAGUUCUAAAAUUUAAUUAAGAUAAUUUUUAUAAAUUACUAAAAUUAAUCAAAAAAUUUGUUAUAAAUUUAAUUGUUAUAAUAUUCGCUAUAUUAUUCCUUAAGUUUAAAUUAAUUACUAAAUAAAAAGAAAUAAAAUCAUUCAUAUAAAAGAGUUUAAAUUAUCCCUUAUAAAUUUUAGUUGGACACUUUUUUUUAAAUCAUAACUUUAGCUGA